GCUUUUAAUGUCAAUGUCAUACCGCUAUUCCGUCCCCCUACCCCUUUGAUCUUUCUCUUACCGAGUACACCUCAACCAUGGCGGCCGGGGUACUUUAUACUUAUCCGGAAAAUUUUCGUGCUUAUAAGGCGUUGAUCGCCGCACAGUACUCCGGAGCCGACGUGAAAGUCGCUCCUAAUUUCGUGUUCGGCGAAACUAACAAGACCGAUGCUUUCCUGAAGAAGUUCCCGGCCGGCAAAGUGCCGGCGUACGAAAGUGCCGACGGGAAAGUUCUCCUCACAGAGAGCAAUGCUAUCGCUUACUAUGUGGCGAACACAGCUCUCCGUGGGUCAGACGUGGCCACGCAGGCGGCGGUGUGUCAGUGGGCAUCGUGGGCCGACAGCGAGCUGCUGCCCGCCUCCUGUGCCUGGGUAUUCCCUUACCUGGGCAUCAUGCAGUUCAACAAACAGAAUGUAGAGCGUGCAAAGAGUGAUCUCCUGGCUGCUCUGAAGGUGUUGGAUGGGCAUUUACUCACGCGCACCUUCCUGGUCUCCGAGCGCAUCACCCUCGCCGACAUCAUCGUCUUUGCCACACUCAUACAUGCUUUCCAGAAUGUAUUAGACGCCAGCAUACGCUCGUCGCUUGUGAACGUUCAGCGUUGGUUCCUGACCAUCGCCAACCAGCCUCAAGUGUCCAAAGUUGUGGGAAGUAUUGUCCUAUGUGAGGCUCCACCUACAUACGACCCUAAGAAAUAUGCCGAAUUGAACCAAUCAAAGAAGCAGGAAGGUGGCAAGAAGGACAAGAAGGCUGAGAAGAAGGAGCAGCCCAAAAAGAAAGAAAAAGAAGAGAAACCUGAGCCCUCACUAGAGGAUGAGAUCGAGAAGCCUAAAGAGUCCAAGGACCCCUUCGACUCCUUGCCCAAGGGGACGUUCAAUAUGGAUGAUUUCAAACGGUGCUAUUCCAACGAAGAUGAGUCCGUGUCCAUUCCCUACUUCUGGGAGAAGUUUGACCCUGAGAACUAUUCCAUCUGGUUUGCGGAGUACAAAUACCCUGAAGAGCUUUCCAAGGUCUUCAUGAGCUGUAACCUCAUCACUGGCAUGUUCCAGCGGCUGGACAAGAUGCGCAAGCAGGCGUUCGCGUCCGUGUGCCUGUUCGGCGCCGACGACGACUCCAGCAUCUCGGGCGUGUGGGUGUGGCGCGGCCGGGACCUGGCCUUCCCGCUGUCGCCCGACUGGCAGAUUGAUUAUGAGUCAUACGACUGGAAGAAACUGGACCCCAAGAGUGAGGAAACCAAGAAAAUGGUGCAAGACUACUUCUCCUGGUCCGGAACCGACUCCCAGGGGAGGAAGUUCAACCAGGGCAAGAUCUUCAAGUGAGCCGUCCGGCUUCACUCCUGCCGUCUCUACGCUACCUUUUGAUACUAUAGACUUAAGGUUUUUAAAUGUUGCCACACAGUAACAGAUGGCCAUGUUGCUUACAAUGAUACAAUGUGUCUUGACCGUAAUUUUUUUUUUAGUGAUGCAAGCUAAUAUUCAAUAAAACUAGUUUUUGUUGGCAACAUUUAAAAAUUCAGAUUUUUUCAGUGUUCUAUGACUAUAAUUUAAAUAAAAACGUUAGGAUUUUUAAAUGGUAUAUAUUUGUAUCAUCUGAACGUAGGCCAGGUCUACGAAUGGAGUGCUACAGUCAUAUUUAUAUUGUGAAGUUUAAAUGCAUUUAUCUCUUUUCGACGGCCAUCAUUACUUUCGCGAUUGUAUGAAGAACUGUAAUAAAUACAAUUGUUUUUUA
Molecule: messenger RNA, 1764 nt
Organism: Melitaea cinxia (Glanville fritillary)
Lineage: Eukaryota; Metazoa; Arthropoda; Insecta; Lepidoptera; Nymphalidae
Gene: eEF1gamma
Product: elongation factor 1-gamma
Exons: 10
Coding region: 78-1355 (425 amino acids)
Biological process (GO): translational elongation
Cellular component (GO): nucleus; cytoplasm
Molecular function (GO): translation elongation factor activity
Source: RefSeq, a predicted model, not a curated record